This is a messenger RNA of Lodderomyces oxycetoniae, 1479 nucleotides long. RefSeq lists its product as uncharacterized. The record is from RefSeq and is a predicted model, not a curated record. Gene Ontology annotation, molecular function: GTP binding; GTPase activity; protein binding. Bases 1 to 1479 code for a protein of 492 amino acids. NCBI's taxonomy places the organism in Eukaryota, Fungi, Ascomycota, Pichiomycetes, Serinales, Debaryomycetaceae. Gene Ontology annotation, cellular component: cytoplasm; mitochondrion. The transcript has a single exon. Gene Ontology annotation, biological process: tRNA wobble uridine modification; tRNA methylation.
AUGUUUCUAAGACUAUGGCAGAAAAGACUAUAUAAUACUGUUUCUUUGACCCAGCCAACUAUAUUUGCUCUAUCUACGCAUUUGGCAAAGUCGGCAAUUGCAGUUGUAAGGAUUUCUGGACCUCAAUCAUUAUACAUCUAUAAUAAACUAACUCAAACACAAACUAAACCCAAACCUCGAACAGCCAGCGUUCGCAAAUUGUAUUCUCCAAAUACCUUGCAAAUCUUAGAUGAAGCAUUGACUUUGUUCUUUCCUCAACCACGAACCUACACUGGUCUUGAUAUAUUGGAAUUGCAUCUACACGGUGGAGUAGCAAUUAUUAGGUCGGUUUUGGAGUCGAUUCGUCAACUACAUGACCCUGAUAAUGGGAUAUUUAUCCGUCAAGCAGAGCCUGGAGAGUUCUCUAAGCAAGCAUUUGCAAAUGGCAAAUACGAUCUCACUGCUUUGGAGGGUAUCAGUGAUAUGAUAAAUGCAGUAACAGAACUGCAAAGAGUUGCUUCAUUGGCAUCCAUGUCGGGUCAAACGAAAAAUAUUUUUGCUAAAUGGCGACAAGAUUUGUUAGAAAAUGUGGCAGACUUAACUGCUCUUGUUGACUUUGGUGAAGACCAGACUUUGGAGGAGUCUGAGCAUUUUUUCGAGAAUGUGGCUCGAAAUAUUGAGAUGCUUGAAGCAGAAGUAAGAAACUACCUUAAGAAGGUUAGAUCAUCAGAGGUUUUGCUCAAGGGAAUACAGUUAGCUUUAGUGGGACCGCCUAAUGCAGGAAAAUCAUCACUAUUGAAUACGUUAUCUAAUACGGAUACGGUUAUUGUUAGUGACAUAGCUGGAACUACACGAGAUGUAAUAGAUAUACCUUUGGAGGUUGGUGGCUAUAAAGUGGUUAUGGGUGAUACUGCUGGUAUACGACUGCUCUCGGAAGCUGAUCAUAUUGAACAGGAAGGUAUCAGAAGGGCAAAAAGUAAAUCACAACUGGCUGAUUUUGUCAUGCUUGUUAUUGAUCCAACUCAGAAAGAAGACAAUAUUGCAGAACUAAAAAAACUUGUGACCUCUUUAAAAGAAUGCAAUAAGCAAAUGCUUGUUGUUUUGAACAAAGAAGACUUAAUACAGAGCGACCGAAAUAAGGUGGUUGAAAAGUAUUCCAGCCUUCUCAAUCUUGACAAAGAUAUGUUUCACUUUGUCUCGUGCCGUACAGGUAGCAAUAUAGACAAACUAAGAGAUACUAUUGUUGAAAAGUUCAAGGUUAUAGCUCAGUCGGAUACAGCUGAUCCUAUUAUUGUUUCCUCUAGAGUACAAGAUAUUCUCGAACAUGACGUUUUGUAUGGGUUCGAAGGAUUUACCCACUGGAAAGGUCAAGAUGAUGUUGUGUUGGCUACAGAGUGCUUGCGCCAGGCUAUUGAAGGUAUUGGUAAAAUCACCGGGGAAGCAAUAGGCGUAGAGGAAGUUUUGGGAGUUGUGUUUUCCAAUUUCUGCAUCGGUAAGUGA